ACUCACUUACUACGAUAUACUUGACUAAUACUUCUCUAGCUAGACGUAGACAAAGACGACUCUGCAAGAGAUGGCCGUAACAACAGUCACAUCUGACGAACACUUCGAACAGCUCCUCAAGCAACAUGCAAGCACGACCCUCUGCCUCAACUUCUGGGCAAGCUUCGCACAACCGAGUCUCCAAAUGAAUACAGUCUUUGCGGAACUCGCAGGCCAAUUCACGACUGUCCAGUUCCUGCAAGUUGACGCAGAAGAGCUGGAAGAUAUCUCCGAGUCGUUUGAUGUGAAUGCGGUUCCCUUUUUCGUUGUGAUGAGGGGGACAGAGGUACUUUCGAGGAUAUCGGGGGCGAAUCCAUUGGAACUGCAAAAGGCAUUGCGUCGCGCUGUACCGGAGCAAUCGACGCCUGCUGCUCAGGAAGCGCAUACAGAGACGGCAGUCACUGGACAACCUGGCGCUGCAGACACAGCAACAAUGGCGACAUCAGCACCAGCAGAGGAAGAAGGCGAGGAGGAUUUACAAACAAGACUGAAAAGCUUAACGACAGCAGCACCCGUCAUGCUCUUCAUCAAGGGUGUUCCAUCGGCGCCACAAUGUGGAUUCUCGAGAACACUUGUGAGUUUGUUGCGGGCAGAGGGGAUUCAUUAUGGGUUCUUCAAUAUUCUGGCGGAUAACAGUGUCAGGCAAGGUCUCAAGGCGUAUGCGGAAUGGCCUACCUUCCCGCAGGUGUAUGUGAAGGGUGAGUUUCUGGGUGGAUUGGAUGUCGUGCGAGAGAUGAUUGAGAAUGGAGAGAUGCAGGAGGUCUUGGAGGAAGCUGGUAUCAAGACGACAAAGUAACAUAGAUGAAAGCUUCUUAUUGCUCUGCUUGUUGCGCUUGUUCUGCUUGUUCUGCUCUCCUGGCACGAGACGCGAGUAAGGCCUGCUUCUUCUUCUCAAUCUGUUCCUUCUGCUGCUGUUCCACGCUGCCUUGUUAGCUGUAUGUUGACGACUUGAUAGAGAAUCGUACCCGUAGAGGAAGUAACCGAGUCCGCCAAAGAGUGUGGCAUACGCCGCAUGACCGCCGAGCGCUAGUCUGUCAGUAGAGGAUGCAUAGAGGAGAGCAACGUACAUGAGAACUGGGUGCGUUGCUGAAGGCCGAGCUGGAAGGAGCGGGUGACGAGGCCGACUGCGCUCCAUCCGAGGAUGUUUGAGAGGAGAGACUGUGGGCUGUUAGUGGAUGCAAUGAAGCUGUCUCUGCAUGCUCA
This is a messenger RNA of Protomyces lactucae-debilis, 1242 nucleotides long. RefSeq names its product glutaredoxin. Gene Ontology annotation, molecular function: 2 iron, 2 sulfur cluster binding. The record is from RefSeq and is a predicted model, not a curated record. The transcript has a single exon. Lineage: Eukaryota; Fungi; Ascomycota; Taphrinomycetes; Taphrinales; Protomycetaceae. Bases 71 to 835 code for a protein of 254 amino acids.